GGGGGUUGGCGUGCGCAGGCGCAGGACCAGUUUCGGACGCGUGAGGGGCGCUGAGACCGGAAGUUCACAUUUUCGCGGCGGUGGUUGAGACGCAGAAAACACCCGUGAGAAGUUGAUUUGCCGAGGAUCACACACCUUGUACAUGAUGAAGCUGAGAUUCAAACCCGGAUCCGCCUGACUCCAAAGCUUUUAUUGUCAACGGCUCCGAACCCUUUUAUGGUCAUAAACCCCUUUGAGAAUGAGUGAUGGCUUUCCCUCCUGGCCUAACACCCAGGGUGAACCUGUGUCCAUCCCAGAGAUUGCCGCAGAGUCCUGAGGUGCCCUGUGCGUCACCAGCUUGACCCCCUUCGGCCGCUCACCCUGCCAUCGCCUGCAGCGGGCCUGGACCGUCCCCGAGGAGGAAAAUUAGCUCUUUGAAGAGAAAGUGGUUCCUUACUGCAGGCCCUGGCCUCUGCAGGAGUCGGGGAUGGAGGAGAAUGUCUGGUCCAGGUGAUCAGAACUGAGCCAGUUUUGUGACGGCCUUGUGGUUAGGUCCAGCAUGCCUCCUCCCAGAACAAGGGAGGACAGGGACCACCGGGACCGGCACCGGGCUCCCCGUGAGGAGGAGGCUCCAGAGAAAUGGGACUGGAAUUGUCCAGAGACCCGGCAUCUGUUCGAGGACGCCUUCUUCCGCGACGAGGACUAUAUCCGCCAGGGCUCCGAGGAGUGCCAGAAGUUCUGGACCUUCUUUGAACGCUUACAGAGGUUCCAGCACCUCAAGGCCCCCCGGAAGGAGGACAGGGAACCCGGGCAUCCCAAGCACAGCAACCCGGCGCUGGCCGACCUGCCUGGUGCUUACGACCCGCGCUACCGCAUCAACCUCUCGGUCCUUGGCCCUGACCUGCGGGGCUCUCGGAGGCGGGGCAGGCACCUGCCCCCGGAGAGAGUGUCCGAGUUCCGCCAAGCCCUGGUGCACUACCUGGACUUUGUCCAGAAGCAGGCGUUCGGGAGGCUGGCCAAACUGCAGCGGGAGCGGGCGGCGCUGCCCAUCGCCCAGUACGGGCACCGCAUCCUGGAGACGCUGAAGGAGCAUCAGGUGGUGGUGGUGGCCGGUGACACCGGCUGUGGCAAGUCCACGCAGGUGCCCCAGUACCUGCUGGCCGCCGGCUUCAGCCACGUGGCCUGCACCCAGCCCCGGAGGAUCGCCUGCAUCUCGCUGGCGAAGCGCGUCGGCUUUGAGAGCCUCAGUCAGUAUGGCUCCCAGGUUGGCUACCAGAUCCGCUUUGAGAGCACGCGUUCGGCGGCGACCAAGAUUGUGUUCCUGACUGUGGGGCUGCUCCUGCGGCAAAUCCAGCGGGAGCCCAGCCUGCCCCAGUACCAGGUCCUGAUCGUGGAUGAAGUCCAUGAACGCCACCUCCACAACGACUUCCUCCUGGGCGUCCUCCGGCGCCUGCUGCCCAAGCGGCCUGACCUCAAGGUCAUCCUCAUGUCAGCCACCAUCAACAUCUCGCUCUUCUCCAGCUACUUCGGAAGCGCCCCUGUGGUGCAGGUGCCCGGCAGGCUCUUUCCCAUCACGGUUGUAUACCAGCCGAUUGAGGCCGAGCCGUCAGUGUCCAAAUCGGAGAAGCUGGACCCGCGGCCCUUCCUGAGGGUCCUGGAGGCCAUCGACCACAAGUACCCGCCCGAGGAGCGGGGCGACCUCCUGGUCUUCCUCAGCGGCAUGGCCGAGAUCAGCGCCGUGCUGGAGGCCGCCCAGCCCUACGCCAGCCACACCCAGCGCUGGGUGGUGCUGCCGCUGCACAGCGCCCUCUCUGUGGCCGACCAGGACAAGGUAUUUGACGUGGCCCCCCCUGGAGUCCGGAAAUGCAUCCUCUCCACCAACAUCGCUGAGACCUCAGUCACCAUCGACGGGAUCCGCUUUGUAGUCGAUUCUGGGAAGGUGAAGGAGAUGAGCUACGACCCCCAGGCCAAACUGCAGCGGCUGCAGGAGUUCUGGAUCAGCCAGGCCAGUGCCGAGCAGCGGAAGGGCCGGGCGGGGCGCACAGGCCCUGGCGUCUGCUUCCGCCUCUACGCUGAAUCCGACUACGAUGCCUUUGCCCCCUACGCUGUGCCGGAGAUUCGGAGGGUCGCCCUGGACGCACUGGUGCUGCAGAUGAAGAGCAUGAGCGUGGGAGACCCCCGAACCUUCCCCUUCAUCGAGCCCCCCCCACCAGCCAGCCUGGAAACGGCCAUCCUCUACCUCCGGGACCAGGGGGCUCUGGACAGCUCCGAGGCCCUCACCCCUAUCGGGUCCCUGCUGGCCCAGCUGCCUGUGGACGUCGUGAUUGGGAAGAUGCUGAUCCUGGGCUCCAUGUUCCACCUGGCGGAGCCCGUGCUCACCAUCGCGGCCGCCCUCAGCGUCCAGUCGCCCUUCACCCGCAGUGCCCAGAACAAUCCGGAAGGUGCGGCAGCGCGGCGGCCCCUGGAGAGUGACCUGGGCGACCCCUUCACGCUCUUCAAUGUCUUCAACACCUGGGUGCAGGUGAAAUCUGAACGGAGCAGAAACUCCCGGAAGUGGUGCCGCCGCCGGGGCAUAGAGGAGCAUCGGCUGUAUGAGAUGGCCAACCUGCGGCGCCAGUUCAAGGAGCUGUUGGAGGACCACGGGCUGCUGGCCGGGGCCCAGGCCGCGAAGCCGGGGGACAGCUACAGCCGGCUGCAGCACUGCAGGGCCGCCAGCUCGGCCCAGGCCCUGACCCGGGACCAGAUGGCCCUGCUCAAGCUGGUGCUGGCCCGGGGCCUCUACCCGCAGCUCGCCAUCCCGGACCCGUUCAACAGCGGCCGCAAGGACUCGGAUCAGAUUUUCCACACCCAGGCCAAGCAGGGCACCGUGCUGCACCCCACGUGCGUCUUCGCCAGCAGCCCCGAGGUGCUGCACACGCAGGAGCCGGAGGCCAGGGGCAGUGAAGGGAGCCGAGAUGACAAGGACAAGAUGAGCAGCAAGCACCAGCUGCUCACCUUCGUCUCCCUGCUGGAGACCAACAAGCCGUACCUGGUGAACUGUGUCCGCGUCCCUGCUCUCCAGUCCCUCCUGCUGUUCAGUCGGUCCCUGGACACCAAUGGUGACUGCUCCCGCCUGGUGGCUGAUGGCUGGCUGGAGCUCCAGCUUGCAGACAGUGAAAGUGCAGUCCGGCUCCUGGCGGCCUCCCUGCGGCUCCGUGCCCGCUGGGAAAGUGCCCUGGACCGGCAGCUGGCCCGUCAGGCACGUCGGGGGCAGCCGGCGAAAGAAGAGGAAGAGGAGGAGGAGGAGGAGGCUCCGGUCAACCGCCAGGAGGUGGUGGCCCUGAGCAGGGAGCUGCUGCAGUUCACAGCAGCCAAGGUCCCCUACGCUCUCCGGCGGCUCACGGGGCUUGAAGCCCAGAACCUCUAUGUGGGGCCCCAGACCAUCACCACUGCCCCCAGCCUCCCCGGCCUCUUUGGCAGCUCUCCCCUGUCCCCCCACCCCACCAAAGGGGGCUACGCAGUCACCGACUUCCUCACCUACAACUGCCUCUCGAGCGACACAGAUCUGUACAGCGACUGUCUCCGCACCUUCUGGACCUGCCCCCACUGCGGCUUGCACAUGCCUCUGACGCCCCUGGAGCGCAUCGCCCACGAGAACACCUGUCCCGAGGCCCCGCCGGCCGGCCCCCCAGGGGCUGAGGAAGCCGCCCCUGAGCCCCAGCAGAAGACGUCUGCUCUGCAGAGGCCUUACCACUGCGAGGCCUGUCAGAGAGACUUUCUGUUCACGCCCACGGAGGUGCUGCGGCACCGCAGGCAGCAUGUGUGAGCCCGGCCGGGCCGGGAGCCCAGGGCAGGGCCGCGGACUCCACCCGAACCCCCAUCCUGCGCUCAGAACUACAGUCUGGACGUGUGUCAUUCCCCCACACACAGUGGGGAGGGGUAUGAAUAAAGUGACACUCUGA
Myotis davidii is the source of this 3920-nucleotide messenger RNA. RefSeq names its product DEAH-box helicase 34 (gene DHX34). The record is from RefSeq and is a predicted model, not a curated record. The transcript is spliced from 18 exons. NCBI's taxonomy places the organism in Eukaryota, Metazoa, Chordata, Mammalia, Chiroptera, Vespertilionidae. Gene Ontology annotation, molecular function: RNA binding; ATP binding. Gene Ontology annotation, biological process: nuclear-transcribed mRNA catabolic process, nonsense-mediated decay. Gene Ontology annotation, cellular component: intracellular anatomical structure. The coding region runs from base 539 to 3784 and encodes 1081 amino acids.